AUUGUAAGGCCGUUUAAAUUCUGUAAAGUAGUUUGGUUCAUGCAGGGCUCUCUUUAUUUUCAGGGUGAUCUUGGUGAUCAAGGACCAAAAGGCAGAGAUGGUCAGAAGGGAAUCAGAGGAGAUGCAGGAGAACUGAUUCCAUCUGGGAACUGGCCAUGGUCAUCAGGAGGUCCUCCUGGUCCUCCUGGUGAUCAGGGUCCACAAGGAGAGAGGGGCCCAGUUGGAGACCAAGGCUCCCCGGGACCCCCAGGACGCCCAGCCUAUGAUUCACAGCAACAAGUGUUUGAUUUCUUCGGGCCAUUUGGAAGAAAUGCUGUCAUUCCAGGACCCCCGGGCAGCAAGGGGCGCCUGGGGGAGAGGGGCCCCCCAGGUCCCAAAGGAUCAUGUAAGUUUAUGAGGGAGUGAAUUUGUCUUCAUACAUGUACUCUAAGGUUUUAAACA
Labrus bergylta (ballan wrasse) is the source of this 441-nucleotide messenger RNA. Lineage: Eukaryota; Metazoa; Chordata; Actinopteri; Labriformes; Labridae. The record is from RefSeq and is a predicted model, not a curated record.